AAUUCAUUAGUUUACAAAAAAUUCCACAAAACUCGAUUCAAAGCAAAAGGAGAUGUGCGGAAGAGCUCGUUGCACGCUUCGCGCCGAUGACAUCCCCAGAGCUUGCCAUCGCAACAAUGAUCCGGUCCGCCAUGUUAACAUGGACCGGUACCGUCCUUCGUAUAAUGUUGGCCCGGGAAUGAAUUUGCCCGUUGUUCGACAAGACGAUGGAUCUAAUACCGACGGAGCUUGUGUUGUUCUUCACUGCAUGAAAUGGGGACUCGUUCCCAGUUUCACUAAGAAAACUGACAAGCCGGACUUUUUCAAGAUGUUCAAUGCUCGAUCUGAGUCUGUAUCCGAAAAGGCUUCUUUUCGACGCCUCCUUCCUAAAAGCCGAUGCGUGGUGGCAGUCGAAGGGUUCUUUGAGUGGAAGAAAGAUGGGUCGAGAAAACAGCCUUACUACAUUCAUUUCGAGGAUGGUAGGCCUCUAGUUUUUGCUGCUCUUUAUGAUUCUUGGGAGAACUCUGAAGGUGAGAAACUUUACACUUUUACUAUUCUCACUACGUCUGCUUCAUCAACUUUGCAGUGGCUUCAUGACAGGAUGCCUGUAAUUUUGGGUGACAAGGGAUCAACAGAUUCAUGGCUAAAUGGUUUUAAAAUUGAUACAUUGCUUAAACCAUAUGAAAAUCCAGAUUUGGUAUGGUAUCCGGUGACCCCUGCAAUUGGUAAACUGUCUUUUGAAGGACCCGAGUGUGUUAAAGAGGUACCAUUGAAGACACAAGAAAAUAAUUUGAUCUCAAAUUUUUUCUCAACAAGGGAAGUUAAAAAGGAACAAGAAUCAAAUAUGGACUGGAGUUUGUGCAAUGAAUCUGUUGAAGCUAAUUUGCUGAAUAACUUAAAGAAAGAACCUAAAAGCACAGAGGAUGAGCUUCCAUCCUCAACAGAUGAGGGGAACCAUGAUUCAAAGUCGAAUGUUCCAACACUGUCCUUUGGGGAUGUAGGGAAGAUCCAAACAAAGAGAGACUACGAGGAGUUCUCAGCCGAUACAAAGCCAUCUAAAGAAGAAAUCGAAGUAAGUCCCGCAAGGAAAAAGGGAAACAUCAAGAGUGGUGGUGAUAAGCAACCAACACUGUUUUCAUACUUUGGAAAAAAAUAGCUUGUUCGAGUUCAAGUCUAGUACAAUUGCUCAAGUUUAGGUUUAGCAACUGCAUGUGUGUAUAGUAGUCUAGGUUCUAUUUUGAGGCAAAUAGUUGUAGUUUAGGUCUCCCC
Molecule: messenger RNA, 1248 nt
Organism: Hibiscus syriacus
Lineage: Eukaryota; Viridiplantae; Streptophyta; Magnoliopsida; Malvales; Malvaceae
Product: abasic site processing protein YoqW-like
Exons: 8
Coding region: 53-1135 (360 amino acids)
Biological process (GO): DNA damage response
Molecular function (GO): single-stranded DNA binding
Source: RefSeq, a predicted model, not a curated record